Messenger RNA from Exophiala xenobiotica, 2515 nucleotides. RefSeq lists its product as uncharacterized. Gene Ontology annotation, molecular function: alpha-1,2-mannosyltransferase activity. Gene Ontology annotation, cellular component: endoplasmic reticulum membrane. NCBI's taxonomy places the organism in Eukaryota, Fungi, Ascomycota, Eurotiomycetes, Chaetothyriales, Herpotrichiellaceae. The coding region runs from base 322 to 2220 and encodes 632 amino acids. The record is from RefSeq and is a predicted model, not a curated record. The transcript has 4 exons. Gene Ontology annotation, biological process: GPI anchor biosynthetic process.
GAAAGUUGGUGAGGCAGACGUGAAGCCAGAUAAUCUCACCUUAUCGCGAGUCGCAAUCUAUGCUUUGGCCUCUUUCGACCCUGUUUGCGAAUCCGAUCACUCUUUGCCCAUCCGGCCCAGUAGCUUACCUGUGUACCUGUCGUCCUACCUUGCCCGUUGUCCUCUUUGUCCUCUCCGCAAACGACGCGUCUUCAGACGCGCUCACUCACCAUUCCGCCCCCCAAGAUCGAGAAUGAGUCUGGCAAGAAGCAGUUGGAGCUUACACUCAUACAAAACGAUGAAAGAGCCAAGGACUUACCUAGCAAGGUGAAUGCGACAAGCAUGUGGCGGCUGGUGUACCUCUUUCUGCUUUUUGUUCGCGUCUACCUUGCUCUCUGCCCGAGCUACCUCCACCCAGACGAGAUCUUCCAAGGUCCGGAACCUAUUGCUGGAUACCUGUUUCCCUAUCCUAGCCAUCGAACAUGGGAAUGGACGUCGUCCCACCCAAUCCGCAGUGUCUUUCCAUUAUGGCCCAUAUACGGCUUGCCAAUGGCAUUACUGAAAUGGACCUGGGCGCAAGAGGAUGAUGGCCUGGUCGACCCUCACACCAUAUAUUACGCCCUUCGUCUGGUCAUGUUUGCGCUGAGCUUUGUUCUUGAAGACUGGGCAGUUCAUGAUCUGGUUCGCUCUCCACGGCACAGAAGAGAUGCUGUCGUUCUGGUGUGCUCUUCGUAUGUGACCUGGACGUUUCAGACACAUACGUUUUCCAAUGCCGUCGAAACCAUUCUUGUGCUGUGGAGUCUGGUCGUGAUCGAAAGGAUUGUGGGUGAAAAUAAACGAUCAGCAAUAGCCUCCUGCAUUGUGCUAGGCUUUCUUCUCGUCUUUGGCACGUUUAAUCGAAUUACUUUCCCAGCCUUCGUUGUGAUACCCGGCAUCCAACUGUUGCCACACUUUUUACAUAGACCUUUCUGCCUUCUCGCACUUGUUCUUUCCGGCACAUUCUGGACUCUGGUUGCUAUAGUCAUCGACACAGCCUACUAUUCCGACGCUGCAGCGACCAGAUCCUUCCGAGCCCUAUACGACCACGUCCACCAUGCCCCUGUAAUAACACCACUCAAUAAUGUACUGUACAACACUCAAACCAGCAAUCUUGCCCAACAUGGCCUGCAUCCCCACUAUCAGCACUUCCUGAUCAAUCUCCCACAGCUUCUUGGACCAGCGAUCAUUCUUCUAAUCGCGUCCGGCUAUCCUUUCAACCUGCGUAUCCUCAAAGCAACACUCAGCAACGCGCGCCUCGCCUCCGCCACAACAGGAACCCUACUUCUCAGCCUCUUUCCGCACCAAGAACCGCGCUUUCUCCUUCCCACAAUCCCCCUAUUCCUGAGCUGCAUCCGCCUUCCCACGAGCACCCUCUGGAGACGCAUCUUCUGGGUCUCAUGGAUUCUCUUCAACACUGCUCUCGCCAUUCUCAUGGGGAUAUACCAUCAAGGGGGUAUCAUCGCGACCCAGCUCGCGAUCCCAUCUCUGCUCACCCAGUCGAUCACCCACACGCAAUCUCGUACUCACAACAUCGAAGUCUUUUGGUGGAAAACAUACCCUCCACCCAAUUUCAUCUUGGGCACGGAACCGCGCCAUCCCUUGACGAACAGCAGUCUGAAUAUAUCGACCGUCCCGCUCAUGGGCUUUCCCCAGUCCGAACUCGUCUUCAUGCUGAUGCAGCACAUGCCAACAUGCGACCCCUCGCUCAUAGAGCGGUUGAUUCUGCAUAAGGAGAAAACAGACGUAUUUGUCGUUGCCCCUUUAUCUGCAUGGCGUCUCCAAGCCACUGAGCCGCCCUCGUCGAAUUUCAGCUUCUCCGUCGCGUUCAACAUCCCCCCGGCCGAGCUUAUCAUGACGAAUAUCUUCACGUAUCGGCAGCACAUCAACCUGGAUGACAUGGACUUUGGUGAUGACGGGGUGCUUCCGACACUACAACGUGUGAUUGGUAGAAGGGGCCUAGGAGUAUGGAAAGUAGACAGAAUCUGCGGGCCGGUCGAGUACGUCGACAAACAUACCGGUGAGCGCGUGCUGCCGAACAAGGUCUUGGAGCAAGAGGUGGAUGCGCACAUCCAGGAGCAACGGCAGACGCCGUCUUCUGCAGAUUCAAUUGGAGAGACUGAGACAGAUGCGGUUCCUACCGUCACGACGACGCUUGCGAACACGCUUACGAGCCACUCAGGUACCAGUGCAGAUGUAUCCUGAGAAUGUCCUUUGGCAGCCUCGGUGGCAUUGGCAGUCACAGGGCAAGAGAAGGCUACAGGACUUGCCAGCAAGUGAAGCUUUUGAAUGUCGACAGCAAGGCUACCUAAGCACUACCUAGGCAGUUAAUCGUGAGUCUACACGCUACAAAUGUCAUCUGCCACUUAAAUAUUCUCUAUCUCUGGGACUAUGCCAGACGUACUACACGGGGCACAAAUGGACUUUUUUUCUCAACUACCUUGCACAUGCCAACGACACGGCUGGAUCGUACUUGGGCUCCCCUCCUGAAUCCGACUGU